This is a messenger RNA of Adineta steineri, 1083 nucleotides long. Lineage: Eukaryota; Metazoa; Rotifera; Eurotatoria; Adinetida; Adinetidae. The record is from the annotation of a GenBank genome assembly.
AUGAUAAUAAUACAUUUGUUUUACCUUUUAUUAAUUUUUCAAACAAUAGUUGGUGAUAAUCGACUCAUUGAAGUAGCUCAAUCACCUGAUUAUCAAUGGAAUGGUGUUGCUUUAACAAAAACAAAUCGAAUAUUUGCUGCUUUUCCUCGAGCAACGGGUGAUGUUACUCUUUCUGUUGCUGAAAUUUUAUCUAAUAACAUAUUGAAACCAUAUCCUGGUGGUGACUGGAAUACAUUUAAUCCAAUAACAUCGUAUGACAAUCCUGAUAAACGUUUUGUUAAUAUUAAUGCUAUUUUAACUGAUACACAAAAUAAUCUUCGGGUUGUUGAUAGUGGAAUGGUUGGAAAUAAAACAUAUGUUAAUGGUUCAAAACUCAUCAAAAUUAAUUUAACUACAAAUAAAGUUGAACGAAUUUAUUCUACUUCAAACUUAAAUGCACCACCAGGAUUUGCUCUAAAUGAUGUUAGAAUAGGUUCUCAAUAUGCAUUUUUAACUGAGUCUGGUCUUGGAUCAGUAGUUAUUAUUGAUUUAGAAAGUGGUCAAGUACGUCGUGUACUUGAUCAACAUCCAUCAACUAAAUUUGCAUAUCCAACUGUUGUUCGAAUGGAAGGACGAGUUGUAUUAGAUACAAGUGGUAAACCAAAAAAAAUGCCAAAUAAUAAUCUUGAAUUAACACCUGAUGAAACUAUUCUUUACUAUAAACCUUCAUUUUCUUAUAAUUGGUUUCAAAUUUCAACUAACUAUUUAUUAGAUGAAUCAAUGAAUGAAGCUCAACUUGGUGAAAAAGUUUCUACGAGUUGGAAAACAAUGCCUACUGGUGGAACAACAAUGGAUGAUCAAGGUUUUAUUUAUUUAAUGGAUUUAGAAAGACAAGCAAUCUGGCAACAAAGUAUUCUUGAUGGUUCAUGGAAAUUAAUUGUACGUGAUGAAAGAAUUAUUUGGGGGGAUGCAUCUGAUGUCAGUCAAGAUGGAUACUUAUAUGUACCUAUGUCACAAAAUAAUAAUAUACCAUCGUUUAAUAAUGGAACAAAUCAAGUUAUUAAACCUUUUAAAAUGUAUAAAAUUAAAAUCAAUUCAGCUUAA